Messenger RNA from Scleropages formosus (Asian bonytongue), 2536 nucleotides. It is a transcript of the gene arsh, whose product is annotated as arylsulfatase H. The transcript is spliced from 11 exons. The record is from RefSeq and is a predicted model, not a curated record. NCBI's taxonomy places the organism in Eukaryota, Metazoa, Chordata, Actinopteri, Osteoglossiformes, Osteoglossidae. Gene Ontology annotation, molecular function: arylsulfatase activity. The coding region runs from base 119 to 1864 and encodes 581 amino acids.
CCUACACUCCUGUUUUGGUGUUCCUUUGACAUCUACCAGAAUAAACACAGGUUGUGUUGCUUCUACAACAACCACAUUUUCCAAAUCAGGUACAAGAAGAGGUCCAGAUGUGCACCCCAUGGUCAUGGGAGUCCUGAAGAGUCGCAAGUUCUGCGUGUGGCUAACCCUCCUGUCGGUUGUGGUCGGAAAGGAGGUGACGGGUGAACAUGACAAGCCCAACUUUGUCCUUAUGAUGGUCGAUGAUCUGGGCAUUGGGGAUGUCGGUUGCUAUGGGAACGACACAAUAAGGACCCCCAACAUUGACCGGCUGGCCCAGGAGGGGGUGAAGCUCACCCAACACAUCGCCGCCGCUCCCCUGUGCACCCCCAGCAGGACGGCCUUCAUGACAGGGCGUUAUGCCCUGCGCUCAGGGAUGGCCAGCCCUGGAAGAGCACAGGUCAUCCUGUUUCUGGCGGGAUCUGGGGGCCUUCCUCCCAACGAGACCACCUUCGCCAAGCUCCUGCAGAAGGAGGGCUACACCACCGGCAUCGUGGGGAAGUGGCACCUGGGGGUGAACUGCGAGCACAGGACCGAUCACUGCCACCUCCCCAACAACCACGGUUUCGACUACUUCUACGGUCUGCCCUUCACCUACUUCAAGAACUGCCUGCCGGGGGAGGGCACGGAUGUGUUGGCCGACGUGCAGGAGGCGCUGCGGGACGUGACUGUGCUCCUGGGGCUGGCGGCAGUUACGCUGACCGCCGCGCGGAUCGCCGGCCUCCUGGCCGUGAGUCCGAGGCUGGUGGCGGCGCCGGCGCUCCUGUGCCUCCUGGCGCUCUCCGUCUGGUACAUGCCCUUCCAGCGGCUGCAGACCUGGAACUGCAUCGUCAUGCGGAACGGGGACGUGGUCGAGCAGCCGCUCGACUCGGACGCCUUGACCGGAAGGCUCGUGGACGAGGCAGAGGGGUUUCUGGAAAGACAUCAGCACAAACCCUUCCUCCUUUUCCUGUCGCUGGCACAUGUGCACACCCCGCUGUUCAGGUCCAAAACCUUUGCAGGGAGAAGCAAACAUGGACUGUAUGGGGAUAACGUGGAGGAAGUGGACUGGAUCAUCGGCCGAGCGGUGGGAGCCGUCGAGAAGCUUGGCCUCUCCAACAAAACCCUGAUGUACUUCACGUCGGACCACGGGGGUCACAUCGAGGACAACGAGAGGGGAGGCUGGAACGGCAUCUACAGAGGAGGGAAAGCCAUGGGUGGUUGGGAAGGGGGUAUCCGUGUCCCUGGGCUCUUCCGCUGGACAGGACGACUGCCCGCCGGGAGGGUCAUUGACGAGCCCACCAGCCUCAUGGACGUGUUCCCCACCGUGGUGGGGCUGGCGGGAGGAGAGCUGCCCACAGACAGGCUCGUGGACGGCCGCGACCUGCUGCCCCUGCUGGAGGGCAGAGCCGAGCGCUCGGAGCACGAGUUCAUGUUCCAUUACUGCGGGACGUACCUCAACGCUGUGCGCUGGCGCCCCCCGGACGGCGACACUGUUUUUAAGGCCCACCUCUUCACCCCCAACUUCUUCCCCGAGGGGGCCGGCGGCUGCCACGACAUCAAGAUCUGCCGGUGCCACGGGAGCUUUGUGACCUACCACGACCCCCCGCUGCUGUUCGACCUGGCACGGGACCCGUCUGAGAGCACGCCGCUCACGCCCCAGUCGGAGCCCCGCUACACAGAGGUGUUGCGGCGUAUCGCCAAGGCCACGGUGGAGCACAGGAAGACCCUCACGCCGGUCCCUAGCCAGAUGUCCUGGAGCAAGAUGCUGUGGAGGCCCUGGCUGCAACCCUGCUGCGGGACGUUCCCCUUCUGCUCCUGCUCGGAAUCCAAGAGUAUGAACUUGUAGAUGGAUGGAUGUUGAGAAGGACAUCAAAUCUGCGUGUUAAGUAAAAAUAAAAUUUUGCCUAUGUGUUGGCAGAUGCUGUAUUACUACAUAUAGUGCUGCCUGAAAGUAUGUGAACCCUGUACGUGUGGUUGUCAUUCUUUCUAUAAAAUAUAAAAUGCUGCAAUGCGUGAAGCUGACAUUUUUCUCGAAAGCACCUCAAAGUUAUUUACUCAGCUGGAUGAUUUUAGUGGAGUGAUAGAGGGUAAGUAUCUUGCUUAAGAGUGCUAUAGUACAAGGUGGGAUUUGAACCUAUUGCCUUUGUAACCAACGACACCAGCACAACCACUACACUACCAGCUGCCUCUACAGCUAUUUACCAUAAAUAAAUGAUUAUGAUUUACACCCCUGAUUCUAUUUACCUAUUUGGUUUAACCAAUGCAACUUGGGCUUCACUUAUUUUGCACCUACACUACUUGCACGUUUCUACUACACACGAUCUCCUCUAAAGCAACAUAUGGAAUUGGUCAUUACACACCUUUUAUGUCUCAUGAGAAGCACAGAUUCUCAUUAAAUAACCAUUUCAUGGCAAAAAUGGGGGGUUCUCAUAGUUUCAAGCAGCAGUGUACAUGGUAUGUCAUGUAGUUUGCAUGUUCUCCCCGUGUCUGCGUGGGUUUCCUUCGCGUGCUCUGGUUU